AAGGCCAGCCCGCGGGUGUGGAGCGUCCGCCGGUCCCUGGGGAGCGACCAGGAACGGCCGUGGGUGGUAGUGCUGCCGCUCAGCCUGCUGUGCAGCGCGCUGCUGCUCUGGUGCGCACUCAGGGAGGAGACGGAGAUCGACGAGCGGUUGGCGGCGGCGUUCUGCGAUCAGAGCGCGGACGCUGCGGACACGGCCCGGGACAGCG
Molecule: messenger RNA, 205 nt
Organism: Mesitornis unicolor (brown roatelo)
Lineage: Eukaryota; Metazoa; Chordata; Aves; Mesitornithiformes; Mesitornithidae
Product: chromosome unknown open reading frame, human C16orf91
Exons: 1
Source: RefSeq, a predicted model, not a curated record